Messenger RNA from Neurospora tetraspora, 1380 nucleotides. Its product is annotated as major facilitator superfamily domain-containing protein. Gene Ontology annotation, molecular function: transmembrane transporter activity. The coding region runs from base 1 to 1380 and encodes 459 amino acids. The transcript is spliced from 2 exons. Gene Ontology annotation, cellular component: membrane. Gene Ontology annotation, biological process: transmembrane transport. Lineage: Eukaryota; Fungi; Ascomycota; Sordariomycetes; Sordariales; Sordariaceae. The record is from RefSeq and is a predicted model, not a curated record.
AUGUCAAACCCACCUCUUCGCACCACAGCCCCUCGGCAGUCUAUCGCCUUGACAGACAAAUACCAUUCCGCACCACCCUGCACCGACCUCGAUACCGGCAACGACGCCGAAAAAGACCCCAACCCCAACCCCAUCACCUCCGGCUCCGACUCCAACCCAGACAUUCCCUCCCCAAUCACCACCACCACCACCACCACCCCCGCCCCCGACGGCGGCCCCCGCGCCUGGCUCGUCGCCUCCGCCUCCGCCUUCAUCUUCUUCUGCACCCUCGGCUACUCCAACGCCUUUGGCAUUUUCGAGCAAUACUACCUCACCUCCCCCUUCACCCCCCUCUUUCCGUCUUCCUCCCACUCCCACACCUCCUCCCUCUCCUCCUCCUCCAAGAUAGCCUGGAUCGGCUCCCUCCAAUCCUUCCUCUCCUUCUUCACCGGCCUCUUCGCCGGCCCGCUCUUCGACCGGUACGGCGCUUUUGUUACUGUCCGUCCGGGCGCCUUGUUGUUUGUGUUUGCCGUCAUGAUGACUAGCUUGUGCAAGCAGUAUUGGCAGUUGAUGCUGGCGCAGGGGGUUUUGGGUGGGGUUGCUAUGGGGUUGUUGAUGUUCCCUGCUAUGGCGGCGGUGGCGCAGUGGUUUGAUAAGAAGAGGGCGGCGGCGUUGGGACUGGCGGUUAGUGGGAGCUCGGUGGGGGGCGUGGUGGUUCCGAUUGUGUUGGGGAGGAUGUUGAAUGGUGGUUCUUCUGCUGCUGGUGGUGGUGGGUUGGAAGAAAGGGAAGGGGGGAAAUUGGGGUUCGGGUGGUCGGUCAGGAUCGUCGGGUUCGUGAUGUUGCCGCUUUUGGGAUUCGCGAGUCUGGCGAUUAAGCCGCGCCUGCCACCAUGGACGACUAGCUUCUUUUUGGGGAAAGCAUUGAAGCAGAAGGACUUUGUGAUGUUGGUGGUUGCGAUUUUCUUUUUGUUUCUGGGGAUGUUGACGCCGUUGUUUUUUAUUCCGACGUAUGCCGUCUCGAGAGGGGUGGAUGCUACGCUGGCGAGUUACUUGCUGGCUAUCGUCAACGCGGCGUCGACUUUUGGGCGCAUCAUUCCGGGCGUUCUGGCUGAUCGGGUUGGGAAGCUGAAUGUGCUGGCGGUGGGCGGGGUGGCAAGCGGGAUUAUUAUUCUCUGCUUUAACAAGGCGGAGACAACGGCCGGUUUGAUCGUGUACUCGAUUGUUUAUGGGUUUUCUUCUGGAAUGAUCAUUUCCGGGGCAUCUACGGCCUUGACGCUCAUCGAUGUGUACGGGGGAUAUCUCGAGUUGUCUAUCUUUAGCGGCGUCAUGUGCCUUGUCGGAGGGAUUGUGACAAUCGCAAGCAAGAUGGCAACGCCGCAGGGGAUUCUAGGAAGAGUGUGA